CACCGUCGACAAACUACUUGGUGGAGAAAUAUCGAUCCACGUCCGCAUCGUCGUCUCAUCCGCCUCCUAAUCAUCCUCAUCUACUCGAUCUCAUCAGCAAGUAGUCAGCUCUAAUCGUCCUCAUCGAGGAUUUGCAGGAGAGGAGCGCAAGCCCAUACCUCUGCUCCGGCCAAAUUGUGUCUUUCAAGUAACCAUGGAUUCAAGAUUAAAUUUUUUAGUCCUUAUGCUGGUUAUCAGCUUUGCCUGUGCAAAUGCCAGGAGUUUAGCUAGCUUGGAUGUGUUCGUUGUGCAGGUUGAUAAUGAGAUUCAAAGUGAAAGUCAUAUUGUGAGGAAUGAAAAGUUAUGCACUCUAUGCAAAGAAUUUGCAUCUCAAGCUUUAUAUUAUCUUGGUGAAAAUGAGACACAGACUCAAGUUACCGAUAUACUUCACAAAGCAUGUUCCAAACUGCAUUCUUUGGAACAACAGUGUGUCACACUGGUAGAUUACUAUGCACCACUGUUUUUCUUAGAAGUUUCGAAGACGAGCCCAGAGGAGUUCUGUGAUAAGGUGAACCUCUGUGAUAGCAAUGCCCAAGUGAGUUUGCCAAAGCAUGACAAUGCCUGCACACUUUGCCAAGAUAUCCUCGGGGAGGUUCUUUCCAAAUUGCAAGAUCCUGACACCGAGCUUGAGGUGAUCGAGAUACUUCUGAAAGGAUGCAAUAAGAUGGAAAAUUUUGUUCAAAAGUGCAAGAAACUGGUCUUCCAAUAUGGACCGCUGAUCCUGGCCAAUGCCGAGAAGCUCCUCGAGAAAACUGAUCUUUGCACUUCUAUCCAUGCGUGCAAGACGAGUCAACAAGUUGCAGAAACCAUUCUCGCCAGUGCGUAAAGGAUUGGACAUAAUUUAGCGCGUAGUUGUCACUUUUCGCUGUUAUUUUGCAAUGAUCUUAUAUCUUUGGUGCCCAGUAAAUUGCAUAUUAGCCUUCACUUCCACUAUACAUUGAUGCACUUGAUCAUGUAAUCAAUUGGCCAUCAAAUGGGCUUUGGAUAGUUGAUAUAUGUAUUAUAGUGUGCAAUUGUCUAUUUCAACA
Zingiber officinale is the source of this 1067-nucleotide messenger RNA. Its product is annotated as proactivator polypeptide-like 1. Bases 194 to 865 code for a protein of 223 amino acids. Lineage: Eukaryota; Viridiplantae; Streptophyta; Magnoliopsida; Zingiberales; Zingiberaceae. The record is from RefSeq and is a predicted model, not a curated record. Gene Ontology annotation, biological process: lipid metabolic process. The transcript is spliced from 6 exons.